Messenger RNA from Camelina sativa (false flax), 666 nucleotides. NCBI's taxonomy places the organism in Eukaryota, Viridiplantae, Streptophyta, Magnoliopsida, Brassicales, Brassicaceae. The record is from RefSeq and is a predicted model, not a curated record.
UUGGUCUUUGAGCCUGAUCCAAGCAAAACAAAAAUAAGAAGAAUUCCACUCCAAGAAGAGAAAGAUGGGGACAACAAAUCAAGGGUGAGAUGAAGAAGAAGAAAAUCAAAAUAGGAAAAGAUGGUGGUGACAAAAGAGAGUAUUGUCAACCUUCACAAAAUUUACCAACAGUACCUUCAAGUAGAAGGCUCCAAAAGGAUGAAGAAGAUAGAAAAUCUUCUCAAAAGGCAAUGGAGAAAAGGGAUGUGGAGAUGCAGUUGUGGAAGGAUAAUUCUGAAACAUUGUUCAACAAUGUCAACAAUUUCUUGGUAAAUCACAAGGUUGGAAAGAAGGCAUCACUUGAUGAAGUUGAGAAUCAGAAGAGUUCUUCAAUUGAACAAGACGGAGAACCCGCUGUUGGAAGAACAGAGCAAGACUACUCAGCAAAAAAGGUUCCAAGGGAAUGCUUGAUACGUCAAGGAGACGUGAUGGUGAUCAAAAGAGAGUCACCAAGCAAGAAAAAGGGAUGCUUACCUCAUAGAAAAAGUGGAGCAUAAGUCGGUUAAAGAUUUAACCGAAGAUGACGUGGAGUAGAUUCACGCGUAAGACGUCAUGGAGACGUUUUGGUGAUCAAAGGGAGAUAUCAAGCACAAAAGGAGAAUGCUUACCUCAAAGAAAAAUAGAGCA